CUUCUACAUCACAAAAUCCUCCACUCUUUCUUUCCUUCUCCUACUUCUUUAAUAGACUCUUCGCAUAUCUCCUUCACGAGGUUCGAGGAGAGCAGAAGGCGUAGUCGAUAAUCCGUUUUUCUGCCGGGCUCACCGACCAUAAUCUGUGCCCUUCCGCACUAGCGCCUUAAGAUUUUUCUUUGGCGAUAAGGUCGUCGCCCACAAUCCGUUUCUCCCACCUUUUCUCCUCCUCAGAAUGCCCGCUGUUACAGAUUCUUCAGCAACCGCCAGCAUGUCUUCCAAGGAGAAUAAGAACAGCGUCAAGGUUCUUGAUGAACUGAUGGCCAAGCUGUCCGUCUCCAAGGCCCAGGACGAGAUUAACGCCGCCACCCACAACCUGGCCGUGUUCAUUAACUCGCCGAUCGAGGAGAACGACGCUCCCACAAAGACCGUGGAAUCCCUUCAGAAGCAACUCGCCAACAAGAAGGAUGCCAACGUCCGCGAGCGAGCUGUUAAUGCCAUCCAAGCCAUUGCUGAGCACAGCGAUACCUCCUCCUCUGUCGAGCCAUAUCUGGUCGUCCUUCUUCCUUCGGUCCUCGCAGCCGUUGGAGACAAGGCUGUUCCAGUCAAGAAUGCCGCGUUAGCCGCUGCUCUCAGCAUCAUCAAGGCUGUGAACGCAAAUGCCGUCAAGAUUGUCCUCCCACCGAUCAUUAAUUCUAUCUUGACCGCACAAAAAUGGCAAGAAAAGAUCUGCGGUCUCGACUGCAUCGAGGCUUUGGCCAAGUCCUCUCCUACACAACUCGCCAUCCGCGUACCAGACCUUAUUCCAGUUAUCUCCGAAUCGAUGUGGGACACAAAGCCUGAAGUCAAGAAGAGAGCAUAUGGUACAAUGGAGAAGCUUUGCAGCUUGAUUGUCAACAAGGAUAUCGAGCGCUUCAUUCCUGAGCUCAUCAAGUGUAUCUCCAAGCCAGAAAACGUUCCCGAGACCGUUCACUUGCUCGGUGCCACCACUUUCGUUACUGAUGUCCACGAGCCAACUUUGGCUAUCAUGGUUCCUCUCUUGGAUCGUGGUCUCAGCGAGCGAGAGACUGCUAUCAAGCGAAAGUCUGCAGUCAUUGUCGACAACAUGUGCAAGCUUGUCGAGGACCCUCAAAUUGUUGCAGGUUUCUUGCCCAAGCUCAUGCCUGCCUUGACCAAGAACUACGAAAACUUGGCAGAUCCUGAGGCUCGUGAGAAGACAAAGCAAGCUCUUGACACCCUCACCCGCGUUGGUGAUGUCAAGGAUGGCAAGAUUCCCGAAGUUUCACACGCUGGUGACGUUGCCACCGUUCUCCCAAUCUUGAAGGAAAUCAUCGAGAGCAAGAACAAGGCUGCGCUCAAGUUUGAGCCAAUCUUGAACUACAUCUCUGCCGUCGCUGGUCAACUCAUCGACGAGAAGGACUCCGACCAGACCAGCUGGACCCAAAACUUGAAGCCAUACAUCGCAGCAAUCAUCGGUGAGGCUGGUGCACAGGAUGUUGUCGACAACCUCCGAAGACGCGCUUCUCCAGGUGCCGAGGCUGAGGAUGCCGAAGAGGCUGACGAUGAUGUGGGAGAAGAUCUCUGCAACUGCACAUUCAACUUGGCCUACGGUGCCAAGAUUCUUCUCAAUCAAACACAUCUCCGAUUAAAGCGUGGCCAGCGAUAUGGUCUUUGCGGUCCCAACGGUUCUGGAAAAUCCACCCUCAUGCGCGCCAUCAACAACGAGCAAGUCGAGGGUUUCCCAAAGAAGGAUGAGGUCAAGACUGUGUUCGUUGAGCACGAUCUUGACUCUGCGGAUACUGAGUUGACCACCAUUGUCUGGACCAUGAAGAAGCUUGAGGAGGUCGGAAUCACCACUUCGCAAGCUGAUGUCGAGAAGCAAUUGGGAGAGUUCGGCUUUACCCCCGACAUGACCAGCGGUGCCAUUACUGCUCUUUCUGGUGGUUGGAAAAUGAAGUUGGCUCUUGCCCGUGCCGUUUUCGAAGACCCUGACAUUCUCCUUCUCGAUGAGCCUACCAACCAUUUGGACGUGAAGAACGUCAAGUGGCUCGAGGAUUACCUCAUGGCAUCUCCCUGUACCUCGAUCAUCGUCUCUCACGACACAGGCUUCCUCAACAAUGUUUGCCAGAACAUUAUCAACUACGAGCGUUUCAAGCUCAAGCGAUACAAGGGUAACGUGCGGGAAUUCGUCAAGAAGUGCCCAUCCGCCAAGUCCUACUUCGAGCUCGGUGCCUCUGAGAUCGAAUUCAAGUUCCCUGAGCCCGGUUUCCUUGAGGGUGUCAAGACCAAGGCUAAGGCCAUCAUUCGUGUCAACAAGAUGUCCUUCCAAUACCCCGGAACACCAAAGCCACAGAUCCAGGACAUCUCCUUCCAAUGUUCGCUGGGUUCUCGUAUCGCCGUCAUUGGUCCCAACGGUGCUGGAAAAUCUACCCUGAUCAACGUCCUCACUGGUGAGUUGAUCCCAACCUCAGGUGACGUCUACACCCACGAGAACAUCCGUAUCGCCUACAUCAAGCAACACGCUUUCGCACACAUCGAUCACCACUUGGAGAAGACUCCUUCUGAGUAUAUCCAAUGGCGUUUCCAGACUGGUGAGGAUCGUGAGACUAUGGAUCGUGCCAACAAGAUCGUCACCGAUGAGGAUGAGAAGGCUAUGGACAAGAUCUAUAAGAUCGAAGGCUCACAACGUCGUGUCAUCGGCAUUCACUCGCGAAGAAAGUUCAAGAACUCUUACGAGUAUGAGUGUUCGUUCGCUCUCGGAGAGAACGUUGGCAUGAAGAACGAGCGAUGGACUCCCAUGAUGACUGCAGACAACGCCUGGAUUCCCCGUUCCGAGAUCUUGGUUUCCCAUCAAAAGAUGGUCGCUGAGGUUGAUCAGAAGGAGGCUCUUGCCAGUGGUCAAUUCCGUCCUCUUGUCCGAAAGGAGAUUGAGGCUCACUGCGCGAACUUCGGUCUCGAUGCUGAGUUGGUUUCCCACUCCCGUAUGCUGGGUCUCUCUGGAGGACAACGUGUCAAGGUCGUCCUUGCUGCUUGCUCGUGGCAACGCCCACAUUUGAUUGUUCUUGACGAGCCUACUAACUACUUGGAUCGUGAUUCGCUCGGUGCCUUGUCGAAGGCUAUCAAGUCUUUCGAGGGAGGUGUCAUUAUCAUCACUCACUCUUCUGAGUUCACUAAGGACUUGACUGAGGAAGUCUGGGCUGUCAUGGACGGCCGCAUGACUCCAUCUGGACACAACUGGGUGCAAGGCCAAGGUGCUGGUCCACGACUAAAGCAGGAUGGGGAUGAAGAGGAGGAGAAGUUCGACGCUAUGGGAAACAAGAUCGUCUCUACAAAGAAGGCCAAGAAGCUCACUUCCGCCGAAUUGCGAAAAAAGAAGAAGGACCGCAUGGCUCGACGAAAGCGUGGUGAGGAGGUCUUCUCAGACGAGGAUGAUUGAGCAACCAACGUAUAGACCUGGGAGGAGAAAUAUAGAUUGCGGAGCCGACAAAAACACCAAACAAAAUGUUGUUCCGUUACUUUGUUCGUUGGGUUGGGCUGGGUGGUGAAGGUAGCAUUUGGCCUGGUCUAUGGAGUUAGUUUUGUGCACGCCUUUCUCUUUUCUGAACAGUUUGAUGCGGAUGGAAUCAGAGACACAUACUACGAUACAGUCAGUGUGUUGGUUUGAUUCUGCGCAGACUAGAAGAUAGAUCAAUAGACUCUUCGAAUUGCAUG
Molecule: messenger RNA, 3711 nt
Organism: Mollisia scopiformis
Lineage: Eukaryota; Fungi; Ascomycota; Leotiomycetes; Helotiales; Mollisiaceae
Product: putative elongation factor 3
Exons: 3
Coding region: 236-3436 (1066 amino acids)
Molecular function (GO): ATP hydrolysis activity; ATP binding; translation elongation factor activity
Source: RefSeq, a predicted model, not a curated record